GGUGAAUAUGCCACGGACGAGGAGGAGGAGAUGAGCCCCAUGUUCCCCAGCGGCGAGAUGGCCAUCGAGGUGUUCGAGCUGGCCGAGAACGAGGACACGCUGUCCCCCGUGGAGAUGGACCCCGAGAAGCUGGUGCACAAGUUCAAGGAGCUCCAGAUCAAACACGCCGUCACCGAGGCCGAGAUCCAGCAGCUCAAGAGGAAGCUGCAGUGCCUGGAGCAGGAGAAGGCGCGCUGGCGGGCCGAGAAGGCCCAGCUGGAGCAGAGCGUGGAGGAGAACAAGGAGCGGAUGGAGAAGCUGGAGGGGUACUGGAUGGAGGCGCAGAACCUCUGCCAGGCUGUGGAUGAGCACCUCAAGGAGACGCAGGCGCAGUACCAGACCCUGGAGCGCAAGUACAGCAAGGCCAAGAGGCUCAUCAAGGAGUACCAGCAAAAGGAGAUCGAGUUCCUGAAGAAGGAGACGGCACAGCGGCGGGUGCUGGAGGAGUCGGAGCUG
Molecule: messenger RNA, 495 nt
Organism: Pterocles gutturalis (yellow-throated sandgrouse)
Lineage: Eukaryota; Metazoa; Chordata; Aves; Pterocliformes; Pteroclidae
Product: neurabin-2-like
Exons: 4
Biological process (GO): calcium-mediated signaling; neuron projection development; actin filament organization
Cellular component (GO): cytoplasm; postsynaptic density; dendrite
Molecular function (GO): actin filament binding
Source: RefSeq, a predicted model, not a curated record